GCAAUCAAAUUAAAUUCAAACUAAAUAAUUACAUUCAGAUUAAUAAUCAUAAUACUUAAAAAAUAAAUAUAAAAGAAUAUACAUAUUGAAAAAUGAAAAGAAAAAAAAGCUUGAUUUCAAGCAUAUACAGGAAAAAGUAAAAGUGGAAAAUGGAAGCACCUUCUUUUCUUAGGCAAGCCCAAGAAAUUCCUCUCAAAGAUGCACGCUUUUGCAUUUAAAAUAUUCUAUACUAUUUUUUUUUUUCAAAGAUAUUCUAUACUGACUCGCAUUCAAAAUUUUCAAGCUUUGAAUUUUUUCACCCUUCACAUCUAAUUCUCUCUCUCUCUCUCUCCAAAGCAGUAAACAGUACAGUUCCUCUUUGUAGUAAUGGCUUUUGCCUCUCUCGUUUCCACCUCCACCUCUCUCUCUCUCUCUCUCUCUCUCUCUCUCUGUGUCAAGCAACUAUCCUGAAUAAUUUCUACCCUCUUUCCCUUUCUUUUUCUUUCUAAUUAUUAUUAUUGUUAUAAUUAUUGUUCGUAUUAUGGGUUUUCUCUCUUGCAAUGCAGAGUCUACAAUAGCCACCUGCGAUCCCUACAACUGGGAUUGCAAGAGCAGGAAAAAGAAAACCAACAGAAACAAACCCAAUAAGCCCUUUAAGAUCAGGGACUUCACUUACCCGGAGCUAUUAAAAGCCACCAAGGGGUUCUCCGCUGAGAGUUUUCUUGGCAAAGGCAGCCAUGGCACCGUCUAUAAAGCUUCUCUAGACGAUGGUAAGCUUAUAGCCGCCGUCAAGAAGACCUAUCGAAACCCAUCAAUAAGCAUCCACAGUAACUGCACCACUUGCACAACUCCUGCAGAGAACGAGAUUGAGAUACUCUCCAGAAUACAGCACCCGAGGCUUGUUAACCUCAUAGGCUUCUGCGUAGAUUCUAAAGACAGGAAAUUACUAGUUGUAGAAUACAUGCCAAAUGGUUCUUUAUACGAUCUUUUACACUGUAGCUCCAGGCCGCCCAGUUGGACCAGGCGUAUCCGGUUUGCUUUGCAAAUAGCCAAGGCUGUUCAAGCUUUGCACUUGGCGAACACGCCGGUGAUUCACAGAGACAUAAAAUCGUCAAAUGUGUUGAUCGACGAGAACUGGAACGCGAGGCUUGGAGAUUUCGGGCUCGCCUUGAGAGGACACGUGGAGGAUGUACGAGUCAAGUGCACGCCGCCGGCAGGGACUUUAGGGUACCUUGACCCAGGUUAUCUUGCGCCUAGCGAUUUAAGCACCAAGAGCGACGUUUUCAGUUUUGGGAUCCUACUGUUGGAGGUGAUCAGUGGCAGAAAUGCAAUUGAUGUCAACUACAGCCCACCAUCUAUCGUCGACUGGGCAGUACCGUUGAUAAAGCGCGGGGACUUCUCCAGUAUUUGUGAUCAUAGAAUCGGGUCGCCGGUGGACCCUGGAGUGAUAAAGAAUCUGGCAAUUCUAGCGGCCAGGUGUGUGAGGUCCACUACGGAGAAGCGUCCCGGAAUGACAGAGGUAGUUGAGGGAUUGAAAAUUAUAAGUAAGAGAGUUCAUGCGCCGCACAUAUGGAAUAGCUUGAGGAGGCGCGUGGGACUAGCGGAAGAAUCGCGGCCAUUUGAGGCGGCAAUUGAUUCAAAUGAAGAGGUUGUUAACGCUAACAAGGCUACUAGUAGAGUGGGGAGCAGAAGAAACAGAAAAGUAUCGAGUGUUUCGAGUGUAGAGUUUGGAAAUGAAACGAUUGGAUGGGCAGGGGAGCGGGUAAUCAGAUCAAAAUCCAUUGGUUCAUUCGGCGAUACAAAACUGGACGGAUCUGAAUCAAGAAGGAAUGCAAGUGUAGCAGUGAAAAUCCCACUAGUGAAGCUGAGCAAGUCAAGGUCCACGGGAGUACUUCACAGAAGCAUCAAAUCCAGAGAAAUUGAGGCCUCUAUUUCUGAGCUGUUAAUAAGGUUGGACGAGAAGUCAGAGAAAGAAAUGCAAGAGAAGCCACUGGUGAUCUCCAUCUAAAAAACUUGUUGGAUUUGUUUUGAGUUGAUGAAUUUUGAGUAUUCGACCCUGGUGGGUUUUGUUUAUUGGGAUUCAUCAACCCACAACAGAAUCUCUAUAAUCAAUCCAGAAUUCCAAAUUCUUUUGCAUUGGAAUUGUUUUUAUUUUCUUUUUUUUCUACAUUCAAGUUUGUAAUUCUCAGCAUGUCAUCAAUAUUUUCUAAAAUCUAAAAUCUCAGUUUGAAUAGA
This is a messenger RNA of Hevea brasiliensis (rubber tree), 2214 nucleotides long. Its product is annotated as serine/threonine-protein kinase-like protein At1g28390. Gene Ontology annotation, biological process: protein phosphorylation. NCBI's taxonomy places the organism in Eukaryota, Viridiplantae, Streptophyta, Magnoliopsida, Malpighiales, Euphorbiaceae. Gene Ontology annotation, cellular component: plasma membrane. The transcript has a single exon. The coding region runs from base 521 to 1987 and encodes 488 amino acids. Gene Ontology annotation, molecular function: ATP binding; protein kinase activity. The record is from RefSeq and is a predicted model, not a curated record.